UCAACCAACAACAUGGCGCUGUUUGUCUAGUUAUUGUGACAUUAGUCCGUGCAAAUGUUAGUUUUAUGUGAUAUAAUUUGACAUUUUGAACACUAAUGUGUACAUUAAUAACAGUGAAAGACUUUAUUAGGUGUAACAGUGAUAUGGUUUUAAAACUAUAAAGCCUGUAGAAAUGAAUUGUAACUGCCAGGAAGGGUACCUAUUAAGUGCGCGACAAACAAAUGUCCACCAAACCGAUUCGGAAGAGAGAAUACAAAAAUAGGGAAAGAUUACGAAAAAAGUCCAGUCACCUUAGUGAUUCUGGCUCUGGGUAUUGGCAACUUCAGCUCGAUCGUGAUCUAGUGGAUACCAUAUCUGCGAUAUACCCGGAGUGGUUUCGUAACAACAUGGCUGAAGGGGGAGGAUCCCCCACCAGCCCCAGGGAGUCACCUCCCAAGGCUGUAAUCGACACUUCUCCCAUUGCGAUUGAUCAAAAUAAAGAAUCCCUCAAGGUGAAAUUGCUGCUGAGAAGACCUUUUGAUCAGCUGGUGGCCCAAGGGAUCAUGCCCCCUCACAAAACACCUGCAGCUUAUCACGGCCAGAGGCGUCAAUUGGAGAGGGCAAAGACAGGUGAUAUGUUGAAGGCGAAGAUUCAACAGCGGCCCCCUCGACAUGAAUUAGAAAGACGUCACAUUCUGGAAGUAGAUCCAAGCCAUGUGGACCCAAGCUUAGCAGAACGUCAAAGAAUGUUGAAGAAGGCCAAGCUAGCUGAUCAUCUUAAUGAUCAAUUAUCACAUAGGCCCGGACCGUUGGAACUUAUUCAAAAGAAUAUUCUUCAUACUGAGGAACCAAUAGAAGAGGCUGUAAAAACCGGUAGAAUAUCAUAUAAGGCUACCAGUGAAGGUCAGCUUCACAGGCCACAACUACCUUCCAACUAUGUUAAUCCCGAAGAAGAUUCCCAAAGUUCUGAAGGUGAUAACAGAGUCAGUCCGGGUCCUUCGGAUGUCCUGGAAACAGCAGCGAAAUCCGCCGGAAUAGUUGUGUCCCUUUUACAACCAACGGAGACUGUGGUCGUGACUUCGUCGAGCCCCAUAUUGAAAAAAGACAAUAAUGACCUUAUAUUCGCGGAUCUGUGUAGAUCAGUGGCAGCGCCGCUUCUAUCACAGGCAUCCGCCUCUUCCCCUGCCUCCCUAGUGUCUUCCACCUCAACCUUAAGCCCUCUUUCCAGUGUUGCGAGUCCAAUCAUGUCACAACCUGCAACACCUGCUCCCCCUCCUCCGCCGCCCAUUUCCUUAAUAACUCGUACAAUGCAAUCGCCGGUAAGAAGUGAUUCCGUUAAGGAUAAAAAUAGGAAAAAGUCCAAAACGAAAUCAAUGCCAAAAACCCGCACUAUUAAAUUCCAUGAAUAUAAAGGACCACCUAAUGCUCAGAAAAAUUCCAAUUCGAGUUCAUCCCAAGAAGAAAGUUCGUAUGACUUAUUACUCAAACAACAGACGUUGCUUCUACAAUUUCAGUUACAGUUGCAGCACAAGUACCCACAAAUCAUCUUGCCAGCUUCACAAAAGUCAAUUUCUUCAGAUAGUAGUAGUAAUAGCAAUAAUAAUAUUAAUAUCCAACAGCCGUCACCUUCUCCUUCCACAUCUUCAGAAUCUUCGACACCCUCCAGAAUAACUGGCAGAUUAGAAGAUAUGAAAGUUAGUGAUUUGAAAGCCGAAUUAAAGCGCCGUAGCCUGCCGGUUUCAGGCUCCAAGCCACAACUUAUUGAAAGACUUAAACCCUUCACUACUUCUAAUGAUAUUAUUAACCACAAUCCCCCAUCAAUAGACUCAUCUAUUCACAGUAAUGCGAGUAUGGAUCAAGCACACAAUUCCCCUAUUUAUCAGAAUAUAGAUUCUCCAUCAUCACAAGAUGAGAAACCCGAGCAGAUGGAUUUGGACCCAACGAGUCCAGCUCCUCAGCCCAUGCAAGAACAAUAUAUACAAUACAAAAUUCAACAGAGUCAAGAAGCUUCUCAGCAAAAAUCUAAUGAACACGAGGAUAUCGUUAGAGAACAACAAAGGCAAAUUGAAGAACUGCAACGAGAACUAACGUUGUCUCAACUAAAACUACAAGCUGCAACUAGAUCGGAACCGAAAGCACAGAUGAUCGCUCUUCAGAAACACCUGCAGGCAAGACAGCAACAACAACAGCAAAGAUUACAACAACAACAACAACAGCAACAACAGCAGCAGCAACAACAACAGCAGCAGCAGCAGCAGCAACAACAACAGCAGCAGCAACAACAGCAGCAGCAGCAACAACAGCAGCAGCAGCAACAAAAUUUCGUUUUGCAAAUGAAGCAGUUGCAAGCGUUGCAGUCCAGACAAGCCGCGAAUGAAGAACAGCAAAGGUUACAACAACAGCAGCAGCAGCAACAACAACAACAGCAGCAGCAGCAACAACAAAUUAACUUCCACAAUCAGAAAAAUAUAACUGGUGGAUUAAUUUUAAACAGUGCUGAGGCAGCUCUCAUGUUCAACCAACUAAUGCAAAACAAAGCGAAGAUUCUUAACGGCCACAACAGAAGCACAUCAUCUCCAAACGUACUCAAUUCCAUCAUAACUCCAAUAAUAGCUACACCUGACAUAAAAGAAAUAAAAGCUGAAUACAUAGAAGACCAAAGAAUACCGAAAGAAGUGAAGAUAGAGUUCGCGGAUGAUAUUAAGCCCCCUCCGCCACAGUAUAGCGAAGCUACGAAGCAAAUGAACAAAAAGAAUCAUAUAAAAAGUCAGAUAGUUGACGACGUUUUAGAAAUAUUAAUUAAAAACGGGGAACUGCCGCCCAGUGCCGCUAAUGAUCCUCUUACUCCAAAUUCCGCUGGCACUAAAUCGACUGAACCUAUGUACCCACCUUCGGUUGCGGUACAGAAUCAUAUGGAUGAUAAUCAUAACCAUAACGGUACUGCGAUGGAUCCUGAUGGUCCGGAGGCCACUUUGGGAAUUGAUCCAUCCGAUUUACUAGAGACUUUAGAUAAUUUAGAAAAUAUGGAUUUUUCUCAGUUAGUGAUGGAACUAGGGGGUCAAAAUUCACAAGAGAACAACAACUUCAACAACGACCACCAACAAGAAGAAGACAUUGCCAUGGACACCGACGAUUGGUUAGAAUCACUUCUACCUUCUGAGACGGUCUAUCACAGCAAUAAUAGUUCUAAUUCGGCUCCUUUGGCCACUCAAGAGACCGAUCUAGGAGGCUAUGAUCCAUUGAUGGGAAUCGCUCAGGAUCCAUUCGAUCCCUUCAAUUUGGAGGAAUUUAGAACGCCAGCUGACUUGACGGCUUCUUUAUCCUGGGAUAAAAUAGACUACGCGGCGUAGUUGACGAGGGGUUUAUCCGUAUGUGUGAUUGUCGGUGCAGUGUUUAGCUGAAACUUCCCAUCUAGAAGAGUUUCCCAUCUAGAAGAAAAUAAAUCUAAUGGACUAAUUUAUGGACACCAUAAUAGACCAUCGCGCACUGCUUAUUCCAAUGAUGUGAAAUUCCACUCGGUUACAGAUUGACAUUCCACAAAAGAUGGCCGUCGAUUUCGCCUUCCAUUGGCGGAGGCGCGGGACCAGGACGGCCCAAUCGGCCAAGGGAACACAUCAACAUAAAAUGAAACAAAAUAUUUAUUGUAACAUUGUAUAUAUACGUUAUACAUACCUUAUACAUAUGUACUAAUUUGUCUUAGGGUACACACAAGAGGUAAAUUGUUGUUUUUAUUUUUUAUGAGGUGAAUUUUGUAGAAAAUUACUUUUGUAUAAUGUUUGUGCUAGGAAAAUUGCAUUAACAUGUUGAUGGGAAUAAUAAUUUCGUCGUUUUUGUAGUUAGUCAGUAUUUUUUUGUUCGGCUUUUUCCAUAAUCCCUCGAGUAGCAUAAAUAGAUAAUUACUUAAAGUAAGGUAGUAAUGUCGGUAUACAGGUUGAUUCAUUAUGAAUGGCCCAUAUAUGAGUUGUAGAUUUUAGACCUCAAAAUAUGAUUUUUGAGUAUUUAAAUUUUAUACAGAGUGUUUAAAAUUUAAAUAUAGAUUUUAAUGUUCGCAAUCAUUUUGUAUAUUUUCACAAUUUCUAUUUAAAAAAUCGACAACUUUACGUUUUUUUUUUGGCUUGGGAAUUGCUAAAUUAGACUCUAAUUUAGAUUGCGAAUAGAGGGCGCUAGUUACACUUGGUUGUGUGUAGUAAAUCAGAGCAUUUUUCUUUCGGGUGAAUUAUGUGCAAAAUAAUAGAAAAAUAUGAAAAAUUGUUAAAUUCUCCAAAAAAGUUACUUUUGUUUGAUUCAGUAAUUCCAUGUUUUUAAGUUAUUUGCUUCUAGCAGGUUGCUUCAAGUUCAAUGAUUCAAAUGAAUCAGGUGUUACACAUUUAGAGAAUAAAAUUUUUUAUUGCAAAAUUAAAAUUACUUAUUCGACUUUUUAGAAGCAAAUAACUCCAUGACCGACCGAAUUACAUGAAUUAAACAAGAUUAACUUUUUCUGCAGAAUUUACCGCUUCUUCAUAUUUUCCACAGUUUUAGUUAUUUUGGCCAUAGUUUACCCAAAACAAAUUGCUUUGAUUUACUAAAAACAACAAAGUGUAACUAGCGUCCUCUAUUGAAAAUGCUAAAUUACAGUCUAAAUUAACAGUCCUCAUGUCAAAAAAAGUAAAACUGCCAAUUUUUAAAUAGAAAUUGUUAAAAUACACAAUUAUUGCGAAAAUUAGAAUUCAUAUUUAAAUGUUAAACACUGUGUAUCUCAGAUGCUAGCAAUAUUGGUAUAAGGCAUGUUGAACAAAAUCACCAUAUUUUGAGGUCUAGAUCUUCAACUCAGAGAUUGGACAUUCUCAAUUAAUCACCUUGUAUAAAGGGAGCGUCACGCUGCAAAACCUACUAAAGGUCGAUACAUAUGGUGUUUUACGCAAUUAAAAUAAUCCAACACCCUCUAUAAUUUAGUACUAAAUUAAAGUUCAGUAGCUAAAAUGGUUUUCAGUGAUUUUUAUAAUAGAUAUUUUUGGUUCCCCCAUUUUCUAAUCUAUUCUCUUUAUUGUAUUUUAUUCUAUGAUUUUCUAUUCUUUAUUAAUAUGUAUUUGUUGUAAUAUAACAAAAAAGUUGGAUAAAUAAUACACUAACAAUAAUAGUAAUAAAUUGGAUACUUAAAUUAACAAUACAGUUGUUCAUUUGGGAAGUUUGUUGCAGCAAUAUUGAUGAACAUUCAGCAUGACGGAAAUAUUUAAAACCACCUUUUUUACGCACUAAUAAUUAAACAACGCUUUAAUCUAUUUUUUUUUCUUUAUUCCAACUUAUUUUUGGAUAUAGGAAAAUGAAAGAAUUUAAUUCCACGAUUUCUCCACGUAAGUAAAUAAUCAACAAGAACCGUGAUUUUUUAAAGAUAAACUUAUAAUGUACCGUAAGAGGUGCAAGACCGUCCUCCAAUUAUUAAAAUUUGGAGCACCAUAGAAGCACUGUAGAAAUAUCAUAUCUCCUCUAUGCUGUGGCAAACCUCCCAGAGAAUAUUUUAUAAUGCAAUUGAUUUUAGGAAGCAAAUGAUAUUGGCGGAUUCAGCUUUUUUUUACAGUAGUAGCGAAGAAUGUCGUAACGUAAGUAAAUAGCUUUUGAAUGAUCAGGUUAAAUAAAAUUUAUGAAAUUAAAAAGAAGCUCACAACUUACAUUUUGAAUUUAACGUAUUUUAUGUCAUAUUCUAAAACCAGUUCUAAUAAUUUUCUAACUUUUAAACAAAAUAAUUUAAUAUCUACGUAUUGGUACGUAAGCUGUGAUAUGAUACGAAUAAUUUACCUGUUGAAUUUGAAAAAUAAAAGCUCAUUAGGGGUUGUAAACAUUAAUCUCUUGUUGUACCGUAAUAGGGACAAAAUAUAUAUACAGGGUGUUCAGGAUAGGAAUAAAGUAUUUAGAAGUAGUAAAAUUAUAUAGAAACUAUCUAGCAAUAAAAAUGUUUGUUAAUCUUGUUCUUUAUGUUGAUUGGUUGUGCUAUAAAAAUGUAAUAAAACAAUAUAUCAUUGUAAAAUAUACUAUGUAUGUGCUACGUUGGAUUAAUUAGGAAAACAUUUUUUUAUUAUAAGACUACAAUUUUUUCAUUAGAAAAUGCCGCAAUAUUUUUCAUUAGAAAAGAAUAAACACAAACGAUUUCAACAUCUUGCCUUUUCUCUUUACUUAUAUCCACCAAAUUAACCCCUUAAUGUACACAUUAAUUUUGAAGUUUCGGUCAAAAAAUGAUCGAAAUUUUUAGAGUGAAAAUGUGAUGUUUAUAUACAAUUAGAUUGAAAAAAAUAUUUUGGGUUUCAAAUGCACUAACACUUUGUAUAAAAAUAAAAUACUGAAAAUUCAGCAAAAUUCAAUUCGUAAAAAUUGUCGAUGGUUCGGACUGCAAGUUAUUAAAUAAAUCUCAUUUUACAAUGUCUUAACACUGGCUGGGCAAUAAAAAAAGGUAUUUAUGUACCCACCGCGAUUUUAACAGAUUUUUAACAAUUCUACAAAAUUCAGUGUAUCAAUAAUUGUCAAUGGUUUCUACUGCAAUUUAUUAAAUAAAUAAAUAUCAUUUUAUAAUAACACUGACUUAAAAAAAGGUCCAGAUGUAAAAGAAGAAAUGUAGAAAAGCUUUUACCGUUAUUUACAAAUUUAUAUGUUUUUAUACAAAUACCAGCUUCGCAAUUGCUGAAAAAUUAAAAGAUUAACAUUUAAGGCUAGCUCGUAUCUUUUCCAUUCAAUUGGCGAAAUUCUUUAUGGAUUUUUUAAUUUUUCUGGGACAAUAUGAAAAAGCUGUGCCAGUUUUAACGAGUCCACAAAAAUACUCUAAAUAAAUUCUCGUUUCAGAUACUACAAAUAUUUGUUUUUUUCUAGAAUAUUUCUAUUAUUCUAGAUACUGAAUUUAGCUGGUAUACCUUGAACUUUAGGUAACCAUAUAAUAAAAAAUAUAAUGGGGUAAGAUCCGGUUAUCUCAGUGGUCAGUCUAUAGAUCCACUUACAUAAUGUCUUUAAAUAAUUUCGGAACGUAUGCGCAUAAUGAGACGAAGCACCGUCUUGCUGGAAAAUGAUUGCUUUGUGAAAACCUUGUAAGGGAUUUAAAAAUAAAAUGGUUAAAUUUUACAAACAAAAAUAGGCGAAUUUUUACUAUUUAGUCAGUUAAUAAAGGAAGCAUCACAUGACACACUUUGCCAUUUAAAAAAAAUUCUGUAGCUGACACCUGAAGGUGGUUCAUCAAAAUUCCGAAACUUUGAUACCAUUAGAUAUUAUACCAAGUUUAAAAAUUUACGUGUCCGAACGAUAUUGUUUAUCUUUAAAAUAAGCGACUUGACAGGGGCAGUAAAAAUGUAUCCUCUCACUGUAUAUUCUUUCGAAAAGUCAAAUCUUUUUGUCUUAUCAUAUUAAAGCAAUUCCCUAUUGUUUCCAUAUUCUAUAGAUAGAUCGGGACUUGGUCCCGAUCGGUUUGAAAUCGGGACUCGGUCCCGAAAUAAUCAUCGGUUUGAUGAUUAUUUCUCUAGGCAUGCGAGGUUUAGGAUUAUUUUUAGUGCUAUUAGUUUUCCAUCCUUUACGUUUAAACUUACAGUAAAUUAUUUUUAGUUUUAAUUAAUGAUUCUGUUAGUGAUUUAUAAAACUAUACAAAUUUCUAUUUUACAAUAUUUUUAUCUUACCAUCCUGUGUAUAUAAUUAUUAGUAGUUGUAAUUAUUUAAUUGUAGAUAUGCUUAGGAUCUAAUUCAUUUGUAUAUAUAUUUUCGCCACUCGAUUCUAGACAAGUUUAGCAUGAAAGGUAAUGAUUAGGCCAGUGGUGAUCCCCCCUCCCCCCAACGUGCUUUAGUUUUCAAUAAACCAAUAACUCGCUGGCAACCGGGCAAACGGUACCAAAGUGUUGGUAACAAAACUGUGCACAACUUUUCCAAGUUGCGGAUUUUUAUUACAAACAUCUUGGUACCAAACUUGCCCGGUUGCGUAUUUACGUUUUCGUGUUCAUUUCAAGGUAGGGUAGUUUUGAAAUAGGCACGGAAACGGCGGAACAUAUUUGCUUUCAAACACGUGUGCAUUUAAAGACGUUUAAUUUUGAAAUGCGCACUGGUUUGUAAAAGCACUUCGCGCGUAAAGUUAUCACAAAUACGUGUUGAAAUUGUUUUUUAUUUAAUUAUAUUUUAACGGUUUAUCACAAAUAGCUCCUAUCUGCAGAAUACCAAAUUAUCAUUCGUUGGAUCUGUGGAAACAAAACAAUUUUGUUA
This is a messenger RNA of Diabrotica virgifera virgifera (western corn rootworm), 8178 nucleotides long. RefSeq names its product myocardin-related transcription factor B-like. The coding region runs from base 222 to 3329 and encodes 1035 amino acids. NCBI's taxonomy places the organism in Eukaryota, Metazoa, Arthropoda, Insecta, Coleoptera, Chrysomelidae. The record is from RefSeq and is a predicted model, not a curated record. The transcript has 10 exons.